AUGGAGAUCAAUGCCGAUGAUUCAAAACUGGUGGUCCUCAUCACGGGUUGUUCCGGUGGAGGAAUAGGUCAUGCCCUUGCACGCUGCUUCGCCGCCAACAACUGUAUCGUGGUGGCCACCAGUAGGUCACGUUCCACCAUGGUGGACUUGGAGCACGACCCCAAAUUCUUUCUGCAAGAGCUCGAUAUUCAGUCCGAUGAGAGUGUGAACCGAGUUGUCGAUACUGUUAUGAAUAAAUACAGUCGCAUUGAUAUUCUAGUCAAUAACGCCGGUGUUCCGUGUGCCGGUCCAAUAGCCGAUAUUCCACUAUCUGCAAUCAAAAACACCUUCGAAACCAAUGUCUUUGGUUCUUUGAGAAUGAUCCAGGCGGUGGUUCCUCACAUGGCAGCUAAGAAACAGGGAAAGAUUGUGAAUGUUGGCAGUAUUGUGGGAUUAGCUGCCAGACCUUGGUCGGGUGCCUAUGCUGCUUCUAAAGCUGCACUUCAUGCUUUGACAGAUACAUUAAGAUUGGAACUUGGACAUUUUGGAAUUGAUGUUGUUAAUGUUGUCCCUGGACUUGUGAAAUCAAAUAUGUUAAAAUCCAGCCUAUCCAUCUACGACAGCAUGCCAGAAUGGAAACUGUUCAAGCCAUUCGAAACAGGAUUCCGAGACGCAUUUGUACUUGCUCAGAAGUCUCAAUCAGCCACCCCUACUGAUGAGUAUGCUAAACAUACUGUAGCUGCUAUCCUUAGGAAGAAACCACCUGCAUGGUUCGGUUAUGGUAAAUAUACUACCAUCAUGGCUAUCAUGUACCAUUUACCCCUAUGUGUUAGAGACUUUCUUUUUAAGAAAGAAAUGAAACUCUAA
Lathyrus sativus (Indian pea) is the source of this 846-nucleotide messenger RNA. NCBI's taxonomy places the organism in Eukaryota, Viridiplantae, Streptophyta, Magnoliopsida, Fabales, Fabaceae. The record is from the annotation of a GenBank genome assembly.